Messenger RNA from Vombatus ursinus (common wombat), 531 nucleotides. Its product is annotated as leucine zipper protein 2-like. The record is from RefSeq and is a predicted model, not a curated record. The transcript has 5 exons. The coding region runs from base 1 to 531 and encodes 176 amino acids. Lineage: Eukaryota; Metazoa; Chordata; Mammalia; Diprotodontia; Vombatidae.
AUGCAGGUGAAGUUAGAUGCUUCAUUGGGGAGUGAUGAAAAAUUUGUCGGAAUCCAGUCUCUGAUUCCAAAUCAGCCCCAAUGCACUGGGGCGGGUGAGAUUGUGAGGAGACUUCAUGCCUGCUCUCUCUGUGUUAGACAGGGCUAUGAAGAGCUGGAGAGGCAAUUGAAAGAAGUCUUCAAGGAAAGAAGCAACAUCCUCCGACAGCUGUCAAAGACUUCCAGGGAACUUGAUGGAAUUAAAGUCAACCUUCAGUCUUUGAAAAACGAUGAAGCAUCAGCCAAGAGUGAUGUUCAGAAACUUCUGGAAUUAGGCAAAAAACAAAGGGAAGAAAUGAAGUCUCUCCAGGAGGCCUUUCAAAAGCAACUUAAUGAGGCAGCUGAGAAAGCAGAAAAGCAGCAGGCUACAAUUAAUUUUUUAAAGACUGAAAUGGAAAGAAAGAGCAAAAUGAUCCGAGAUCUCCAAAAUGAGCAACUGGACGGCACUUGGGGAUUCUGCCUACCAACAGAGCUUCUGGUUUCUGGUCAAUGA